AGGCAGACUCUGGCUUCUCUGGAGCUGUACUCCCCCACAGGCUGAAUUAUAGCUCUCCUACCAGUCCCACGGCGCUGAAUGAUGUCAUGGGAUCUGCAGUUCAGCGAGAUGAAAGGGAUAAAGCAGAGCCCGCUGGCACUAGGCAAAGCUUCCAACACACAAUCCACAACACAGCUUGGGAACCGAAAACGCUACAGAUCCAGCCACUCAGCCCAGGCUUGGGAGAGCCACCGGUAUUGCCUGGUUGCAAAGGGGAAGAGGAAAAAGAAAGAGAGAGAGAGAGGAAAACAACGUGAUCCGUGUUAAACAAAAGAAUUUGUGGACUAGGAGGCGGGAGGGUGACUACCUGCCGAAAGCGAACUUUCUUGAUAUCCGUGCAUAUAUAUAAACUUUGCUCUGCCUUUGAUGUUCUGCAACUGAUCACCGAUCAGAUUACGGGCAUUUCAUCUCCCUGCUCCUCUGCCUUUGAUCUGCAUGGUUAAUUUUAUUUUCCUGGAUUUGAAGUUUCGUCUGGGCUUGUGCUGACAUACAUUUUUGGGACGGUGGAAGCAUUUGGCGUAGAAGCGCUGCCAAGGAGAAACUAAGCUGCGGAAAGGUACCAGUGAUGAAAGGCCAGAGGAAGAAGGACUGCUGGACAGACGAGCAAGGAGAAAGAUUGGCCAACUGUGGCAAUAUUCAGGUGAAAGAAAACUUCUUCAACAAUAAAUACGUGUAAUAAGAGCCAUGGCUUUAAAAGUGCUCCUGGAACAAGAAAAAGCAUUUCGCACCAUCGCAGUUCUACUGGUCUAUUUGACAUGUAAAGUGAUUUGUGAAACAGGAGACUGUCGACAACAAGAAUUCAGGGAUCGGUCUGGAAAUUGUGUUCUCUGCAAGCAAUGUGGGCCAGGCAUGGAGUUGUCUAAGGAAUGCGGCUUUGGCUACGGGGAGGAUGCCCAGUGCAUGACAUGCCGGCCGCACAGGUUCAAGGAGGACUGGGGCUUUCAGAAAUGCAAGCCGUGCCUGGAGUGCGCCGUGGUGAACCGCUUCCAGAAGGCAAACUGUUCGGUCACCAGCGACGCCGUCUGCGGGGACUGCUUGCCAGGAUUUUAUAGGAAGACAAAACUUGUUGGUUUUCAAGACAUGGAGUGCGUACCUUGUGGAGACCCUCCUCCUCCUUACGAGCCACACUGUACCAGCAAGGUCAACCUCGUGAAGAUCCCGUCCACGGCCUCCAGCCCGAGGGACACAGCCCUGGCGGCCGUCAUCUGCAGUGCGCUGGCCACGGUCCUUCUGGCCCUGCUGAUCCUCUGUGUCAUCUACUGUAAGAGGCAGUUUAUGGAGAAAAAGCCCAGCUGGUCGCUGAGAGCGCAAGACAUUCAGUACAACGGUUCUGAACUGUCAUGUUUUGACAGACCUCGGCUCAACGAAUCUGCUCCCAGAGCAUGUUGUCAGUGCCACCGGGACUCUGCUCAGACCUGUGGGCCUGUUCACUUGAUUCCAUCUCUGUGCUGUGAUGAAGCUGGCAGCGUGGACCGGGUGACUCUUGGCUGUAGGGUGCAUUCCAAGGCCACUCUUCAGGAGAGACACCCAGGUCCAGUGGGGGAGACCAUGCCCACAUUCUUCGGGUCCCUUUCAAGGUCCAUCUGUGGCGAGUUUUCAGACGCCUGGCCUCUGAUGCAAAAUCCCGUGUGUGGCGACGACAUCUCUCUUUGUGAUUCUUAUCCUGAACUCACUGGAGAAGAUACUCAUUCUCUCAAUCCAGAAAACGAAAGCUCUUCCUCCUUGGAUUCCAACAGUAGUCAGGAUUUGGUUGGUGGAGCUGUUCCAAUUCAUUCUGAAAACUGUACAGAAGCUACUGGUCCCUCUAGACAUAACCACUCACUGACGGAGCCAGUGCUGACUCAGGAUACACUGACCGCCAGAAGCCAGCUGUGUCAGGAGAAUGGUGACAUUGUCAGCCUGACCACGCCGACGUCCCUCCAGGAAGCUUAAAGGACUUGCUUCUUUCUACAGUAGAAGAAAAUGGAUGGAACCCAGUGUGCACUCACCCCUCCACUUAGGCUUACGGACUGAGCCCCGUCUGGACCCUGCAUGGCUUCUGGGGGAAAAAAAUAAAUCUGAACCAAACUGAUGGCAUUUUAAGCCUUUCAACCAGUUGCUUCUGAGCCAGACCAGCUGUAAGCUGAAACCUCAAGGAAUAACAAGAAAAGACUCCAGGCACUCACGAUACUCUGCAUUUUUCCUAAACAAGAAGCUUCUAUGCCACAAAGCGUAACUUCAAAGGCUGAUGGCUCGAGUUUGCAGCCUACGAGAUUAUGAGCAUAUAACAAGAAACAGAAAUGCACUCAUGCUUAUUUUCAUGGUGAAUGUGGUUUUACCAAACUGAAGACCCAGAGUAUAAGUUUUCAUUUACACUUUCUUUCCAGAAAUAAUUUCGUAUAGCCGAUUAGCUUACUAAAAGUCAGUGUCCAAACAGCUACUUUAGUUUUUUCUGUAGAGUGGUUCAAAAAUAAGUGUUUUUGUAUUUGGUGAAGCUCACUUUUUCAUCAUCUGAUUAGCUCAGGCAAUUAGAGUUGACUUGAUGCUGACUGCCUCAGUCAGGGCUUUGUUAGCUGAAGUUAACAUCUAGGAACUAGGAGUAAGAGGAUAGCAAGUCUUUUCCAGAAUCGACACUUGUAACCUUAGUCACUGACUCGUGAACCCCUGCUGAAGCUAGUAGGGAGAGGGGCCCGAGCUGAGGGAGUGGUGGUGAAAGAGCCCCCUACCCCACCACCCUGCAUUAAAAACCACUUAGCACACGUAUCCUAGAGACUUGUAUACAAUGAUUAACAUAUUUCUGUGAAAAUCAGUUGACAUGGAAGCACUUGCUACUUCUGUCCCUGUGACUGAGCUUAGAAGAUCCAGAAUUCCUCUCUUAGAGAAGAGUGAUGAUUUAUAAAGAUAAUGCUUUCUUUUCCUCCACCUCCCCCUCACCUCCUGCCAUCUGACGACCACCCCCCUGUUCUCUCUACCUGUGAGUAUGUUUUUCUCUUUGCUUUCAUGCAUUGUAUCUUAUACUAAGGGCUUCAGACAGUACCACCUGUCUGGUUCCCCUCCUACUGAAAUGCAACACGGGAGUCAUCCUAGGAGACACUACAGACUAGAAGGAGAAGAAAACACCCAAUUUGUAGGUGGCCUGUAGGUGAACAGCUCAUCACUGCCUUUAUGGGGUCUGACCAAGUGGCGCUCCCAUGGUGCCCACUUCCUUAGCACAGUUCUCUCCUACCCUAGCCAGUGAUGCUGGAUUUAAGCGGGGUGUCAGGUGUCCCAUCCUAGUAUUUACGCACUAGAACUUUCUCUACAGCUAAGACAGACACGAACCCAGCUCAGUCACAAACACGGGGAUGGCUCAUUUGUUCUUAAUCUUGGUGUCCUGGAAAGGACUACCGGAGUAGGAUUUAUCUUUUUCCUCCUUGAACCUCCAUGAUCAGCUCUGGCCUUUGUCUUCUAACUGAUUACUAUUAGCUCUGUCACAUUUGCACUUAAAAAAGAAAUCAAACAUGACCUUGUUGGAGUCACUAAAAAACUUGGUUUCACAAUCCCUCCCCCCACUGCCACCCAGAUCAGUGCCUUUUACCUAAUAUUAAACUGAACGUGGAAAAAUUCUGUCUUUCUUAGGCCAUUUUUCUCUUCUCAUUUAUUAGACUCUGCUUUUCUCUCUCUGUAAGACAUGAGGCAAAUCUACUGAGCCCCCUUCCUCGUGGCGGGACCAGUUUCUCUCCCCUAUUGUCAGUCUUAGGCUCUGACAUGUGUGGAUUAGCUUGCUGGGCUCAGUUCUCCUCAGGACCUCAGUUACCUGAACCAAAAUAAGAAAUUAGUGUAAUCUCAGGGUGACCCACAAUCUUUUCUGUCUGUCUCGUGCCCUCUUUUCUUUUCCCUUCUUAGCGUUAACCAACGGUUUUUCAACUUGGAUAACUUGCCAGCUCUUAUGAGAGCUGCCUUUAGGAAAAUAUUUAGGAUUUGACCACAAGAUGUCUAUGAAAACGCACACUAGAGUUUCCUCGAGUGGCUUCACUGUAAUUCACAUAUGUGUAUGCCAUUGUUUGCAAUCUGAUCGUUUUGUUUUGACAGAGGGAUGAUCAAAGUCAGUCAGGGUUGUGCUCCUUCUGGUGGCCUAAAUAUAUUUUCCACAUGUAGAAACUCUCUUCAACUUCAAAGACAAAUACUUGCCGGAGAAAGCUAGAUGGACAGGCAUGAGACUGUGGCCCCAAACCCUAAAACAUCACUUCGGAUCAGUAAGGAAAUACUUUGGGUUGAAAGUCGAUUUCAUCUGAUACUGCACUGGAAAAAUCCUGGGCUGUUUUAUCAAGAUAAAGACGUUUUACCACCACCUACUGCAGAAACAUCCAAUAAUGUUAGAUUCUAUACUCUGUAUAAACCCUUGAGAGGGAAAGCCCAAUCUGCAUUUUCCAGGGGUGAGUGCUCUACAACGCUUACAGGAACUUGGCUGCUAAGGUACAGGCACCAGGAAAUCAUCGUCAGGUCUAGGAGUGAGAAUCGGUGUGACUUCGAAAGUUGCAGAAACCCACCAACAAGAAUGAGACAAGGAUUUGGGGAAUGACCAUGGAAAUGCAUGGGUUUUCUCAUUUUCUGUAUAUGGAAUAUAUUUUUCAAAUAUAGAUUUUUCUACUUUAGAUAACAUGUUAAUGUUGCUAUUACCUAGUUAAGCUCUAUUGUCCGUGCUAGUUUAAAAAAAAAAAUUGAAAAGAAAAGGACAAGAGUCCGUCCUUGCUUGCAGGUCGCCAGUUCGAUUCGAUUUAGAGUUCAUCGUUACUAUUUUGCAUACUGGAAUUUAUAAAUUUGUAAAUUUUCUUUUUCUUAUACAAAUAGUUUUGUAAUACCCUUUUUUAUAUGUGAAUAAAAUUGUUAUCUGGUAUUUGUA
Messenger RNA from Mustela erminea (ermine), 4900 nucleotides. RefSeq names its product TNF receptor superfamily member 19 (gene TNFRSF19). Gene Ontology annotation, cellular component: plasma membrane. Bases 724 to 1971 code for a protein of 415 amino acids. The transcript is spliced from 11 exons. Gene Ontology annotation, biological process: positive regulation of canonical NF-kappaB signal transduction; positive regulation of JNK cascade. Gene Ontology annotation, molecular function: signaling receptor activity; protein binding. Lineage: Eukaryota; Metazoa; Chordata; Mammalia; Carnivora; Mustelidae. The record is from RefSeq and is a predicted model, not a curated record.